UCAUACGCAACACAUACUGCACAGCACGUGUGUGCCAUUGUGUUGCGGUCCAGACUUUUAAAAGCAGGUCAAUGUGCUGCAUCAGUUGCGCUCGCUCUUCACUGUGCUCUGUGUGGGAAAGUUAGGUUUGAGGCUUUGAUUUGCGGGAAAAGAACGCAGAAUACCCCUCAGCUACAGUAAGAACUGGACUUACAAUAAUGAUCGCUGGAGUUUUUGGAGACAGUGGAAUUUAAAAAUUGACAUUGCUUGAUGACUGGGAAAUAACUGAACACUUCAGUCGAGCACUCUUGGAGCAGUGAGGAAUUUAAGUGGUCCAGUGAACACUGUUCAGAUUCCAACAUGAACAGGUCAACUCUUGCAACCAUUACGUUUGCUUUAUUCGUAGUCUGUGCUGAUGGAGCAAAAGAAAAUGGCAAAAAUAACAAAAAGCCAAAACAGAUUGUACCGUCUAUAAAUUGUGAUACCCGGGCAGGGAAGAUCAGUAUUCCAGAAUUCAUGGCGAGGUGUCCUGCAGGCUGUCAGGAGACGAAACAGCCUGUAUAUGGCACGGAUGUCUAUGCCUCCAUUUCCAGUGUGUGUAACGCUGCGCUUCACAGUGGUGUAAUGACUAAUGCUGGAGGUAAGAUCCUUGUGAACAAGGUCGCUGGACAGGCCUCUUACAGAGGCAGUUUCUCCAAUGGCAUCCGAUCCAUGUCUCUUCCUAAGUGGCGAGAAUCAUUCAUCGUGUCUGCUGGUAAAGCAAAGAAAGGAGUGACCUACCCAUCAAUCCUUGAAUUUCUAACUUCAAGGUCUGAAGUUGUAAGAACAGCAGGACAAAAAGAUGUCAAGGCCUCUCCAGCAACAACUACCCAUCAAACCACAACGACUCCAGAGCCAACGACUGCAACACCUGAACCCACAACCACCUCUCCCAAACCAAUGACCAUCACCACCAUUCAGCCACCUACCACCACAUCUAUCACCACAGUCAAACCCCGUGCAGCCACACACAAAAUCAGAGAAGCAGGUAGCAAUCACCCACUCUAUGCCUCUCUAAUCGCAGCUGCAAGUUCAAGGCAGGCCCAGAAUGCACAAGGAAAGGGGCCAACACCAGAUAUUAGUGCUGUUGUACCAGAUACUGGCUAUACCUGGACUGAAGUAGGAAGUGAUGAUACCCCAGAGACUGUCGAUGCCUGGAAACCUGAAGCAAAGCCCUUUGACACAGGCUUUGGUGUCAAAGAACAGGAUUCGGUCCCCAAAUUUCAAGAACCCGUUUCUCAGGGAGAUCCAAAUUGCAAAGUAGACAUUGUGUUCCUAAUGGACGGGAGCUGGAGCAUAGGAAAGCGUCGCUUUAAUAUCCAAAAAGAAUUCCUGGCUGAUAUUUCCCAAGCCCUUGAUGUUGGAAUGGCUGGUCCUAUGCUGGGCAUUAUUCAAUUUGGCAAUGAUCCAGUUACAGAAUUCAACCUGAAGGCCUACUCCAGUUCCAGAGACCUGAAGCCUGUAAUAGAGAAGAUCGUCCAGAAGGGGGGACUCUCCAAUGUCGGAAAGGCCUUGUCCUACACCAACAAACACUUCUUCACUGAUGCCAGUGGCAAUCGAGGGGGCCCUCCCAAUGUUGCCGUGGUGCUGGUGGAUGGCUGGCCCACUGACAAGGUGGAGGAGGCCUCGCGUCUGGCCAGGGAAUCAGGAAUCAACAUCUUUUUUGUCAUCAUUGAAGGCCCAGACAACAACGAGAAGCAAAAUGUUGUGGAGACAAACUUCGUAGACAAGGCUGUUUGCAGGACAAAUGGUUUCUUCUCUAUGAACGUGCCCAGCUGGUUCGCGCUGCGCAAGGCGGUUCAGCCCCUGGUGAAGCGGGUCUGUGAUACAGACCGGCUCGUAUGCAGCAAGACCUGCCUCAAUGCAGCUGACAUCGCCUUCGUCAUUGACGGCUCCAGCAGUGUGGGCACGGGCAACUUCCGUACUGUGCUGCAGUUUGUGGCCAACCUCACCAAGGAGUUUGAAAUCUCAGAUACAGACACGCGUGUGGGUGCUGUGCAGUACACAUAUGAGCAGCGGCUGGAGUUUGCCUUCAGCCAGCACAACAGCAAACCAGAAUUGCUCAAUGCCAUCAAGCGCAUUAACUACUGGAGUGGAGGCACCAGCACAGGGGCAGCAAUCACCUACGCAUCGGAGCAGCUCUUCAGCAAAUCCAAGCCCAGCAAGCGCAAGAUCAUGAUCGUCAUCACAGAUGGACGUUCCUAUGACGACGUCCGGGCACCAGCACUGGCCGUUCAUCGCAACGGUGUGAUCGCAUACUCGAUUGGCAUUGCCUGGGCUGCCCAGGAGGAGCUGGAGUACAUUGCUACUGACCCUGAUAAAGAACAUUCCUUCUUCGUGGAUGAGUUUGACAGCCUCUACAAAUUUGUGCCCAAAAUCAUACACAACAUCUGUCAGGAAUUCAAUUCACAGCCACGUAACUGAACAACCCAAAACUAAGCAAGUUGCUGCCGUUACCUUUUGUUUUAUUUUCGUUUCUCAUUACAGAAAACAAGUUAUAAAUAUCAUCUGUUAAAAUGGAGCUUAUAAUAUAAAAUGUCCAAAGUUAUUCUAUUUAGAAGCUGGCUGGCUGUAUUGACUAGCUGUGAAAUUUAGAGCAAUGAGGUUGUUUAUUUUCCGUGCAGCCAUCGUGGUUACAAUUAAUUUUGCCACAGGUAGGAUAAAAUAGUUUUUCUGGAUUUUGACCAUUGUAAUCAACAAGCUAAUGUGGAUAGGGUGUAUUGAGGCACUGGUUUGAUAUGAAAGUUGACUGGCAGAUCCCCUGCACAAUUAUAACAUUUAAUUUGUUUGUAACCAUGGUAACUUGAAAACUACAAACUCGUUAUAGAAUGCUAAAUGUCAGAUUGUGAACCUGUUGUAUUUGCAAGUGAGAUCAAUUAAAAAAAAAAUCAAGCAUAGAAGUUCACAAGGGCAUUAGAUAUAAUACAGAGCUACUUUGAAUGGACACUUGUAUUCAAGUUAAGAGUAUUGUUAGUAAAGCACUUACUAAUAUCAUUAUUAAUAACAUUUUAAAACCCCUGGAUUUAGUUUGUAUCAAAGUGACAGUGUUUAAAAGAGUUUUUAAAUAUAAUUUAAGUGUACAAUUUCAGCCAGGUUUCAGGCAACAAUGGUAUUUAUGGCAGUCAAUACAGCUGUCUUAUUAUUCAUUUUGUCUUUUUGGUACCUACAGCCCACAUUGUGUAAUGGUGUAAAUAGACACCUUUGCUGCUAAGCUUAGUGGGCUAAGGCUAAGUUUUAAAAUACCCCAUAUCAUGGUAUGUAAUUUAAUAUAUAAAAUCGUUUAUGUCUCAAAUGUGUUGGUGUUCUGACUUUCUGAAAUACAGAAAGUGAAAUGCAACUAUGUGAUCCCAAACAUGUUUAAAAACAGAUUUAUUACAUAUAGAAUAUUACAUAGGGAGCUGCACAAUACAAGCUGAUAUCCAUGUCACAAAAGAUCACAGCGGCAAAGUCUCUUUCUGGACAGUCUACCGUUUGAGCAGGGUGAAGAUUAACUUUGAUACUACAUCACCCAGUAAUUUAUAUAUAUAUAUAUAUAUAUAUAUAUAUAUAUAUAUAUAUAUAUAUAUAUAUAUAUAUAUAUAUAUAUACACACACACACACACACUCACAAUAAUAAUAAUAAUUAAACAGCAUAUCUUAAUGUUACGUUAUUUGAAUAUGAUACAUGCUAUCUAAUUCAAACAAUCGGAGACAGACAUUUAUAUGGCUGUAUCACAUUCAAUAUCAGAGUCUACCAAGUAUUAUGUAAGUACAGUAUGUCAGGAUUGGCUACUUUAAUGAGCUGCUGUUUUAAUAAGGAGGUUAAUCCUUUGGGUAGACUUCAAAGAUCUAUCAAAUUUGCUGGCAGUGCUGCAUCAGAAUUAUAAUACAAGUAUACGAACAUGAUGCACUAUGCAUGUCAGUACAUCAUACAGACAGAUGGCUUCAGUAUUUAGAGUAGGUGUUUCAAUACAUGGGUGUGCUUUUUCAAUCUACAAUUUGAGUUUCAGCACAUCAAAAAUUAGCUUCUCACAAUUGGGUGUAUGGCUUAGGAAGGGACUGAAUUCUAGCUCCUAUAGUUCAUGUAGUUAAUGAAUUUCAGUGUGUAAUGCAUGCAUUGAUAUCUAAUGAUCACAUGUAUAUUAUGUAUCAGGCUACACUACUGUAUGAUGUACUGUAUGUGAUUAGCAGAACUAAUGAUAUGAUUACCUAUUCCUAAUACAGCAUGCUACUGUAAAAUGAUUUAAAGAUUUCAAAUGUGUGUCUGCACAUAUCAUUUGGGUAAAACAGUAUUUUAAGUGUUACUUUAAAGCAACCAGUUGCAUCAACUUAAUGGUCAAGAUGACACCCAAAUCAAUAGUUAUAAAUGACUGUAAUAUAUAGAUAUAUAUAUAUAUAUAUAGAUAUAUAUAUAUAUAUAAUAUAUAUAUAAUCAAGUAAUGAGGGGAUUAUCACAAAUCUUGUUUAACUAAUAUUGUUUUAGGUCAAGCAGUCCGUGAUUUGUGCUAAUUUGGGUCUGUGAACCAGCCGUAAAAAUGAUCUAAAAUGAGAAUGGGAUUAAGUAAAUGUCAAAUACGUUUUUAUUUAUCACAUUCAGUACUCAAAUCGUGACAUAAAAUGUAUGUAAAAAAACAAACAACAUUUGAAAGUACAUUGAUUGGCAUAUUUUGAAAUACUGUUUUUGAUGCAGCUUUAGAUUUAAAAAAAAAGCUUUUUCGUUACAGUAAGAGAAUGUAUCUGUUGACACAAGUGGUACACACUAUGCAGUUCAAUGCACUGUAUUUGCCCCCCAAAAAUAUGUGAUGGUGCCAUUAUAAAGUAUUAUCAAAUGUUGACAGGUCCAAUGGACACAGCUUCUGUUUUAAGUGCCUUACACAGCAUCCCCAUUCAUUAAAAGUGGGUACUUUUGCAUCUGUAUACUCCUGUUUGCUAUGUAAGACUGUAGCCAUAAAACCCUUUUCUCUGCAGGCUACCAAAGCACAUAGACCCCUUUGCAUGGGGAAACGGGGGCAUGUUUCCUAUGCAUAACCCAGCUUCCUUUUAAGGGCAACAUAAUUUAAUUGUAUAUCAUUUUGCCAAAUAUAUGUUAUUAAUCUUUUCAUUUUUCGAAGAGUAUAUUUCUUAAUAUUGGAAAAAAGCCUCCUAUGUAUCAUGUAUUUUUGUGCUAUUACAUUAUAAAAGCCUACAAACUUUUGCAAUUAAAUGCCAAAGG
Messenger RNA from Polyodon spathula (Mississippi paddlefish), 5209 nucleotides. Its product is annotated as vitrin-like. Gene Ontology annotation, biological process: positive regulation of cell-substrate adhesion; extracellular matrix organization. The coding region runs from base 340 to 2442 and encodes 700 amino acids. The transcript is spliced from 17 exons. NCBI's taxonomy places the organism in Eukaryota, Metazoa, Chordata, Actinopteri, Acipenseriformes, Polyodontidae. The record is from RefSeq and is a predicted model, not a curated record.